AUGGCGGAGAAAAGUGAAUCUGUAAUUCGACCGAUUAUGAAAAUCGGUCAUUAUACGUUAGGGCAGACAUUAGGCGUUGGAACUUUUGGCAAAGUAAAAAAACAUCAAUUAACUAAACAUAAAGUAGCAGUUAAAAUAUUAAAUAGACAAAAAAUCAAAAGCCUAGAUGUUGUUGGAAAAAUUAGAAGAGAAAUUCAAAAUUUAAAAUUGUUUAGACAUCCACACAUAAUUAAACUGUAUCAAGUAAUUUCUACUCCGACAGAUAUUUUUAUGAUUAUGGAAUAUGUUUCAGGAGGAGAAUUAUUUGAUUAUAUUCUCAAAGAACAUGAAGCCAGGAGAUUUUUUCAACAAAUUAUAUCAGGAGUUGAUUAUUGUCAUAGGCAUAUGGUUGUUCACAGGGAUUUAAAACCUGAGAAUCUUUUACUCGAUCACAAUUUGCAUGUUAAAAUUGCAGAUUUUGGUUUGUCAAAUAUGAUGAUGGAUGGUGAAUUUUUAAGAACAAGUUGUGGAUCACCAAAUUAUGCUGCUCCAGAAGUAAUAUCGGGGAAAUUAUAUGCAGGUCCUGAAGUUGAUAUUUGGAGUUGUGGUGUUAUUUUAUAUGCUCUUCUCUGUGGAACUCUGCCUUUUGAUGAUGAACAUGUGCCAACUUUAUUUAAAAAAAUUAAAUCUGGAAUAUUUCCAAUACCAGAAUACUUGAACAAAUCAGUUGUAAGUUUAUUAUGUCAUAUGCUACAAAUAGAUCCAAUCAAAAGAGCUUCAAUAGAUGAUAUAAAAAAACAUGAUUGGUUUCAAAAAGAAUUACCAGCUUAUUUGUUUCCAUCUCCAGUCGAACAAGAUUCAUCAGUUAUUGAUACUGAUGCUAUUAUUGAAGUAUGCGAAAAAUUUGGUGUAAAAGAGGGAGAAGUUCAUAGUGCUCUUCUUAAUGGAGAUCCUCAUGAUCAAUUAGCCAUAGCUUAUCAUUUAAUAAUUGAUAAUAAGAGAAUAGCAGAUGAAGCUGCUAAAGCGGAAUUAAAAGAUUUUUAUGUUGCUAGUAGCCCUCCUCCAGCAUCAUUUUCACCGAACGAAAUGAAUCCUAGUCCUGUUCGCCCUCACCCGGAAAGAAUAGCUCUUUUGAGUAGCUCUUUAACUUCUCAGUCUAGUGAAAGAUUAAUUCCAAAAGGUACGCCUGUAAAAAGAGCCAAAUGGCAUUUAGGAAUUCGUUCUCAAAGUAAACCUCACGAUAUCAUGAAUGAAGUUUAUAGAGCCAUGAAAGCUUUAGAUUUUGAAUGGAAAGUAAUAAAUCCGUACCACGUUAGAGUCCGGCGAAAACACAGUGUUAAUGGUUUUACAAAAAUGUCUUUGCAACUUUAUCAAGUAGAUUUUAAAAGUUAUCUUUUAGAUUUUAAAAGUCUCAGUUCAGAUUCAGAGGAAGCAGAAUCACUAUCGGCAGAUCCUUUGCAACAAACAGCGGGGCAUCAUACAAUGGAAUUUUUUGAAAUGUGUGCUGCUCUUAUCACUCAGUUGGCUCGUUGA
Pediculus humanus corporis (human body louse) is the source of this 1512-nucleotide messenger RNA. Its product is annotated as 5'-AMP-activated protein kinase catalytic subunit alpha-2, putative. The coding region runs from base 1 to 1512 and encodes 503 amino acids. The record is from RefSeq and is a predicted model, not a curated record. Gene Ontology annotation, cellular component: cytoplasm. NCBI's taxonomy places the organism in Eukaryota, Metazoa, Arthropoda, Insecta, Psocodea, Pediculidae. The transcript is spliced from 9 exons. Gene Ontology annotation, biological process: intracellular signal transduction; protein phosphorylation. Gene Ontology annotation, molecular function: protein serine/threonine kinase activity; ATP binding.